AUGCAACGCAUAUGUUUUUGCAAGACAGUAUCUUUAUUUAACCAUGUCCUACAACCAAGUCAGGCACUAGCUCUAUUUUAUCAAACAUUGAUCUUUUCAUUGCAAAAUCUCGCAUUGAUGAAAUGGAUCAGUUGGAAUAUCGGUAUACCGAUUGGUUUACAAUUGUUAAUGAUUGAUUUGAACGGGAAUGUAACGGUCGACGAUGAAUUACUCUAUAAGCAUUUGUCGAAUAGUAAACACCAUUUUGAACAACGUACAAACACAACAUCGAUCUUGAAAUGGACCAGUCGAAUUAUUCUUCGUCUGACAACGGAUUACUCCAUAUCGUCGAAGAUCGAACGUUCAUCUGAAUUUGAAGACUUUUAUGAUUUUCUCAAACAAUUUCAUACUUUAUCAGCUGAUGAUCGCUCGACACUAUCAGAUGACGAUGAAGGUAUUAUCAGUGAUGAUCUGGACGAAAAAGAUAUCACUCGACGAGCAAUUCAUCGAGCCUUACUUAAAUGUAUCGAUUACACAACGACAAAGUCAUCGAAUGCUUUACAAACAACUCAUCAUACCACUGAAAUGCAAAACUUCGAAACCAAUCCGAUUGCUUUAUAUAAUCAACAGAUUAUUCAGAUACUUUGUAGUGAUACUCUCGAAUUAGAAAUCGAACUCGCACAACAUUCGCAAUAUACAGCGUUGGAAAUUGUACCCCAACCAUCAACAAAUGAUAAAACAUUGACUAGUUAUUAUUCUGUUUGGGCCGCACUUUGGAAAAAUGUGACAUCAGAAUAUUUACAAUUCAAUAACGAGAAAUGUUUGCGAAAAGUGACGAUUGAUCUAGACAAAAAUGUUUUCCAAUCUAACCUCAUCAGAGACAAUGAUCGAAUGUUGGAUGAAAUAACCAAACGCCAGCAGAAUUUAAAAAAGACAACUAUGCAGACCAAUAAACCGAUCGAAAAUGAAUAUUGUCUACAUGAUCGUUUGAUGUCUGAAAUCAAGCAAGACAGAAAAUUGAAGUCAAUCGAGAAAAUUACAGCAAGUGAUUGUCAUCGCAAACGUAUUCAACCGGUGAAGAAUUCCAAUGAAAGUGAUUCAGGUUCCGAUAAUGAUGAAUAUCGUGAUGAAUAUGGAAGGAAACGAGUUAUGGUCGUUGAUUGCCUUCUUGAAACAUCACCCGAAGAUAAUAUAAAAGAUGAAUCACCAAUCACAAAUCUAAAUGAAUCCUAUUCAUCAUCGAAGAUUUCCAUAAAGAGAAAAGCAUCAACUGAAAAAAUUAAUUAUUCAACAAUAGAGAAUUUUGAAUUAGAAUACAUCUCAAUGGAAAAACUCCUUCCGGAUGCAAUUACAAGAACGUAUUGUACAGGUAUCGUGUGCCUUUCUUGUGGCUUAGAUUUCCUUCUUUUAAAAGACAGUUCGGAUUCGCUCUCGUUGACCUACGACGAAUUUUGUCAUAUAAGAAAUGUUAUUACAAGAUCGGAAUUGGAAACAUUAUUGUUCGAUGAGAAGUUAUACAAUGAAGUUGCUCAGAGCAAACUGUGUUUUACAUGUCGAAAGGUUUAUUUCAAUCUGUUGACUUUCACAUUCGGUAUUCAAUGUAGUGUAUGUAAACAGAAGAUUUGUCGCAAUUGUGUCACACAAAUUACUUUACCAAAAGAACGAUUGAAUGACCUUCCCAUUCAAGCAAUUACUCCAUUAACAUUAUCAAAAUCUUUAUCGAAUUCCGAACGAUGUCAUUCACUUGAUAGGCAAUCGCCGCAAACGCCGACAAUGAAUGACGUUCUACAUGAUCUAAAUCCAGAUGAUGCUGGUUCACGUCGAUGUUCGACUCCAGGCAAUAGCAUUGCUCAAGUCAAUUCAAGCCCAUGGCGUACAGAUCCGAUUGACAUAUGUACAGAUUGUUUUUUUCUUCUUCAACAAAUCCGAAAGAAGUCUCGUCAACGGCAUAUUUCGCCAGCUGUAGCAUCGAGCUUAGCUUCGUCAACAUCAUCAUCCUUCAAUCGAUCGCACCAUUCGUUUUCGAAUUAUAAUCUCUCAGCAUCGUCAUCGACAUCUUCCAUCGCUGCUCUAUUAGCUGCUCAGCAUCAGCAACGCUCAUUAAUGGUCAAAACAACUUCCAUUCAUGGAAAUUUAAAACAAACGAGAUCUUCCCAAGAGCUGAACGCAACUAACAAUCCAUUACAAACAUUACCAGUAACAACAAAUUCAACGGAAAGAGUCAGUCUGUCGCGACAAAAUCUUUUUCUCAAACUGCAACCAGCUUAUGAUAUCAAAACGACUAAUAUCAAAACCGGAUAA
Adineta ricciae is the source of this 2280-nucleotide messenger RNA. Lineage: Eukaryota; Metazoa; Rotifera; Eurotatoria; Adinetida; Adinetidae. The record is from the annotation of a GenBank genome assembly.